ACAGACCAAGGAGGGAAGCAAAAUGCUGAAUGGAUGCUUCAGCUGUUUCUCUUCUCAACCAAUCAGAGCAGCUGCUUCCUGCUUCUAGCAUCUGGGCUCUGUGAUUGGUCGGCUGCAGCAGAGAUGCAGACAGAAGAAUAAACAAGAAGGAGAAGAAACAGUCGGGCAGGGAAGGCUGUUCUUUGCACCUCUCUCUUCCAGUGCCUCAUUGGUUCUUCUGUCACGUUUGCCUCCGCUCUCUGUUUGCUUGCUCAUGCUGCUUCCUGAGCCAAGAGUGAUGGCUUCAUUUCAUGAGAUAAACCUGCAGCCCACCGACUGCAGCUGCUGUUUGCCCAGCGGCAUCGUGGGAGUCGCAUCUCCUAGGUGGCGCAGGAGGAUGGCUGACGGACUGAGGAUUGUGGGUCAGCAGAGUUUGGAGAUGUGAGCUGGUGGCCAGACGAGGCUCAAGCGAACUCUUGCUCUCUUUGGUUGCCUCUCAUCUUUCGGUUUUUGCCUCAAAUCAGUCGCACAUUUCUCCAUCCGUGUCCCUCCUGACCUGCACCUGUCUGAGGAGGAAGCAAAAUGGGCUGCCGUCUUACUCGAGCCAAGGCAAAGGCAAAGGCCCGUGAACCUUCCCGGCAUCACCACAGAGAGCAGUUGCACUUUGUUGAUGAAUAUGGCCAGCCAAUCACUGUGCAACUGGAGGACCAAAGGGGGCAUGCUCACAGAAGGCGACACUCCCGGCGUGCGACUGAAUGCAGUACCACAACAGAAAGACAAUGGGAAGCCUUGAGAGCAAUGGGAUUGGUGGAGGGACAGGAAGUUCAAGAAGACAGCUACAGUACAGGACCUUAUUAUGGACACAUGUCCGUGUCACCUGACCUCUACCCUGCCAGUAAUCAUAUGUUGAUGCAACCCGAAGUGUACUCAUCUAACGGCUACAUGCCCACAUCAUCAGAUGAACGACAUCCGUGUAACAGCUACCUGCCCAGUGUCUCAUACAGCUUAGACCACCUGGACCGACUUGAUUAUCAAGGUCCAGAGAUGUUGCCUUACGAGCCUAACUCAGACAGUUGUCUCAUUGGCUGCUAUGGUGGAGAGGAAAUGGAACCUAAGAAUUUCCCCCGACAGGCAAACUAUCAUCCUGCCUGGAGGUCUGAUCGUCCCCUAGGAUACCUUCCCCUUAGCGAGCUUGACAGUGGCUUGGGAUGUGGCCCUGACAGCCCACAUCACAGAGUGGCACUCUCCGAAGCCGAGACAGAUGCCAUGUCAUCAUUGCCAGGGCACACCCCUUCAUCCCAGGGCUCCUCCUCCUCUUCAGAGUCCCUGAUUUCCUCAGAGCCCAGUGACUCUGGCUUUCACAGCGUCAGCACCGGGGAACACAGGCGACUGCACAAGAUACAUGGCAGUCACACUCAACGCCAAGCCCACCUCCUCCGCUCAGGCCAUUCCCCUCGAGACCAGAGAGGACGCUGGGAUCUGGAGUCCAUCCCUGAAACAACCCCAAUGAUCCACAGCGGAGCACCACGUGCAUCUCAAUGCUCAGUUGGUAACAGCACAACCACUGUGGUUCACUUUCACAGAGCUGAGAGGAGCCCCACUCUACCACGACACCUGUCACCACCGUCGCCCUCCAGUGGUUGUCGGACUGAGCCUUGCCAGCGUAGGGCGCUGUGGUUGGAACAGCAGCACCAGCUCCAAGGAAGAGGCAGGACAAUGGAAGCUCCAGGGAGGAGUCGAACAAUAACAGAUCUGAGUGAAGCACAGAGACACCGGAGGGCAAGUCACCCCGAUAUGAUCUAUUCAAACACUCAGAGAAAUGCACAGCAAAACAUCUGUGCAGGCACAACUAAAAACACAAUGGGCCCCAGGAGCAGGGCCAGUUAUCCCAGCAACUUUCAUCCCCCAAGUCACCUCAGUAUAGACAGAACCAGUAUCACCAACUAUCAAAACAUGUUCAGAAACAGCCGGAGCUCUAGUCGCAGUAGAGAGGAGGAUUCUUUGUCCAAGAGUCCUGGAUCUGGCUCCAGUGGCAUGCCAGAGUGGCGAGGCUCUCAGACUCUUGGAAGUCGCACAGAGAAACCCAAAAGUGUAUCUGUUCCUUGUUACAGCACACUUGGAGCCCCUCAACCAGGUCCUCGAUCUCCACCCUCUCCCCGCUCUAGACUGUCCAACCAGAAGUCCGUUAGGAACCAACUGCUCAAAGCCAGAGCUUACCGACUGGCUAGAGAACGCAGUGAGGUCACAACAGAUGAAGAAGUAAGAGGAGAUGGGGCAAGAGAAGGGGACGAGGAGGGGGAUGAUGGUCGACGAGCGGGACGGUACUGGAGUCGAACAGAGAGAAGGCGCCACUUGGCGCUGUCGCGGCAACACAGAGAGAGAAGGGGGGGGGCAGAGGAACAGGUGGGGAUGGGCCUGGGGCCUUUGUCUUCUCAGACGGUACUAGAGCUGAGCCACAUGAAGCAGAACCGCCUGAGGAACAGUAAGUUACUUGAUGACUGGACAACAGUGGAGGAGCUGCUGACACAUGGCACACGAGUGGAGAGUGACAGUCAGCUUUGUCCCAGCCCUCUUUUGUCAGUUACUACUGUCUAAUGAGAGCUCAGUCUACUACACCUGCUUUACGGUUUUACAUCAGCUCUUUGUGAAUGCUCAAUGGAAAGAGCUCAACUAAGUAUUCAUUUAUGUGUUUGCAAUGCACUUUGCAAUAAUACCAUCAAACAGUAUGAUUGCAACAGGCAACAGACUUGGUUAGCUUGGCGCUAACCAAGCAUGCAACAACUCAGCACAAUGUCAGAAAUUUAAACUGUGAAGAGGCUCCUGUCCUCUGCCUGGUUAUACUGCUGUCAUAUUAAAGUCUGCAUUGACGAUGAUGGACAUGGAGUAGCAUAGGUUGCACAUCAUGAUUUUUUGUCGAUACUCAGUGUAUAGUUAUUAAUGACUGGAAUUGAAAAGGGUAAAAAAAUAUGUAAAAACAAUAGUGAAAUGAAGCAGAGCUGAGGAAAAUACAGGGAAUCUAAUGCUACCAAACAAACUGAUCAAAGCUGUUAUGACCCGUUUCAAUCCAACUCAGAAAGUAGACAGUCUACAAUACUAUCAGGAAAAUAAAGGUCCCAAAUUGUCUGUUUAAAGCAGAACCCAAAAAAAGGUUGUUAUUGUAAAUACAACAAACAUCUAUGGUCUAAAAAGACCAGAUUUAUCAAAGUUUUGUGUUCCCUGAAUGAUGAUGACACAAUCAAAAUGGUUCAGGAAGGUCUUGUGAGUCCACUUCAAAUUCUUCUGAUCAAAUCCAUAAAUAUUAGUUAUUCCCGUUGCAAUGAUUAUUGGAUUUACACAACAUUUUUGAGUUUUUAAAAAAUCCUUAACAAGCCAGUAACAAGGUCUCCACAAGCCCCCAAUGAUCCACCGGUGUAAUAUUUAAUUAUGUAAAAGCUACUAUAGGGAAUUUAAGCAAAAGUUAGAGAAUAAAAAAAACCAUGAAACCAACAUAUAUCCUAGAAAUCUAGGAUUAAAUGACUCAGCAAACAACUUGAAUGCAGUAAUCCCUGUUCAAAUUAGAAAGUGCUGCCGAUUUGAAACCAUUAUGGGGCCCAAUAUACAUAAUGUUAGAAAAAUAUGAACCCAAGCAAGAAAUGGAAUAAAAGAUUUUCAUGACCCAAUUCAUUCUGAACACAUUCUGUUUUUCUGUUCUUUUUAGAUAAUUCCAAUUAGUGAAAUGAAUGUAAGGGGAGCCUUUAUAAAUGCUGUACACAUAACAAUGAGCAAUCUUUGUGUAUUCUUGUUACAUAGCAUGACACUGGGGAACUGAAAAGAAGAAUGACUUACCAUCAUUGGAUGACUUGAAACAAACUACACUUAGUUGGAUGGAACAUCUACUGUGACCAUUUCGGGUCCAAGACGCAGAAAAAAGACAGGGAAAAAAAACUGGAACAUCUGUCAUAAAUUUGGAUGACAUUACAAAUUUAUAUCUGCAACAAUCACAUUGAUUCAUGAAUGAUAAAGAGAGCAGACACAGAAAUAGACUGCAGUGAGGAGUAAAGAACAGGCCUAGUUUGGGUUUGAACACCAAAACCUUCGGGUCUGGAGCAGGAUAACUAAAGGUAUGGUACAGUUUUACCCAGGCCAGGCUUAAUAUAAGGUAAUUAAAAAAAGGAAAGUUUAAGGUCUAGACUUUAAAGAUAGUGUAUGCCCCUUAAACUGAACUCCUAAACUAAAUUUGAGAAUUUGCAUGUAAAUAUGAGGAGUUUGAAACCCAAAUUUAAAAGAAAAAAAGAGCUUUAUUUAUUGAUUGAUUUGAUGCAUUGAUUGGAGACAAUACAACAGGAAUUGACACAUAUACAUAAAACUCAGUGCUAAAAUAAUUAAAUGUUUAUUUCAAAAAUAAAUACAAAAAAACAAGAAAAAUUAACAUAAACAUAAAGAAACAAUGUAAUUACUUAUAAAUAGAGAUUUUUGCAAUGAUUCAUACAAUUCACACUUAAGUCACAUUAUAUUAACUUAAUAUGAUUAUAAACUAAAGUCAAGUAGAGUUUGAGUUAUUGCUUGCAAAGGAGUGGCAGAAAGUGUUACACGACUCGUUUCUCAUCAUCCCAGGUAAAGUGCAAGUGGUCACAUGACCUACACAUCCAUACUGAUGUUUCUUAAAGUAAGCAAUGGAAACAAAAAGCAAAGUAUUUGUUUUGUAAAGACAUUUAAACUAGAUUUCCUGUGCAACUUUAGUCAAAUCUGGAUCUCAGCUGCAGUGACAGACUUUUAGCUGACUAACCAACCUGAGGAAUGUGAUCGAAGCUACAAAUGAAGUCCUAAUUGAACAAUUCAUACUUUUAACCAAAAGCUAGAAAAUCUAUUACAAGCUGAACCUUGCCACAAUUAGAAAGGCUGCUUCACAGGAGACUUUCUGCAUGUCAGUAUGAGUUGAAGGAGUGAAGAUCUGCAGGGAUUUCUUCACACUCCAGACCGCCUGUGACUAAAUGUCACACAAGUGCUUUUGCCUUGUGGAAAAGUUGUUUACUGCCUUUGCUUCUGUAUUUGUUGCAGAAAACUUUAAAGGAGAACUGAACAGAAACAGGAAACUGUUUACUCCGGUCACUCAUUGGAGGACUGCUCCACAAUCAGAAAACUUUUGUCUCCUCUGAGAUGCAGAUUCUCCACGGUUCCUCUUUAGUUUGUCUCGGCUUUCUCCUGAGACUUUUUUUUAAAAAAUCUUGUCCCAAAGAGAUGGAAUGUGUAAAUACACAGGCAUCAGCCUGGAGAGACUCCACCAGCUUGGCUUUUUCACCUUUAGUGGUUUAACUGUCAAGUCUUAAACACUUCAGUGCUGGAAAACUUAAAAAAAACAUGUUUUACUCCACACAACCCCAGAGUUUAGCUGAAAUCUACCCCAUUAGGCUUUAGCAUAUUUACUGAAAAACUUGAACAAAGGUGAUUCAUGUGAACAAAACAGCUGACUCAGCAGAGACGGGUUUUGCCCUUUUUAGGUCAAAAAUCCCAAAGCAGCCUCAUAGAAAUGCUUCAUUGUGAAACCACAAACAGCAAUAAACUACAUUUCUGUUGUGGGAGAUGAACUGGCAACUGUGUAAAUAACAGUUUUAUAUGUUGAAUUCUGGUAAAUUCCAGUAUAGGCUUUUUUCCCUAAACCACCACCAACAGACUUAUGACAUAAAACUAAACAAACGUCUGUUCUUUGCACUUUUUGUAUACUGCUCAGUGUUUUGGGUUUAAAGAACAAUAUUUAGCUGUAAUCUGUUCCUUUCUCUACCUCUAUGCCGGUCCCAAGCCCGGUUGCUUUGAGAGGGUUGCGUCAGGAAGGGCAUCCGGCGUAAAACAUUGCCAAGUUUCCCAUGCGACUCGUUCGCUGUGGCGACCCCAGAUGGGAAAAGCCGAAAGAGAAACAUUUAGCUGUAAUCAGAUGAGAUUGAUUAUGGGAUGGACGGAAGCCAAGCAGACAAUCAACGAACCACUUUCACACUCGGCUCUGCAGUUACAGAUCUGACUGGCUUUGGUUGAGACGUGUGGUGCUGUGAGGGUUUUGACUGCAGAGAUGCAUAUAAAAAAGAAGACGGGAGGCAGUGAAGAAAGACGAAAGUAAGGCAUCCGGAAAGUCAGAAAGGGAGUGUGGGAGGGGAUAUUAGGUUACGAUGGAAAGACAGAAGGAAGAAUUGAUGAAAUAAGACAAAUGAAAGGUGAUCUCACCCUAACAACCCCUUGUAAUCCAAAAAACAUAUUUCCUAUAAUUCAGGGUUUCAGUUACAAAAAGCAGUCAAAUAUUCACCUGUGUCCUUAAUGUAGGGCAAAAAGCUUAGUUAACUAAGUGCUGAUGGUGGCUGAUUAAAAAUUCUAGGUUGCAAUGAUCAACAUAAUCUAGGAGAAAUGUUUUUAAAAGACAUGGAAAAUCGUAAAGAAAAGAUGACACUGCAGUGAGGUCUGUAAAACUGCCUCAGAUAAAAGUUUUGAGAUGCUUUGGAAACCUUAUGGGUCACACACCCCCUCCUCCUGUGAUUGUCACUGCAGCACCGACUGUAAGCAGCAGUUGCAGUCGGAUGAGACAUUUAGACCGGUAAAGUGCAACCAGGAAAAAGAACUCUGCACACUGGUGAACAUAACCGACUCAUUUUCACGUCUCCGCAGAGCUGCUGGACUGAAUCCGCUGUGAAGGAAACAGUAAAACAUUCAGGAUAAGAGACCUGUACUGGGAAAAACUGACCUACUUAACAGCUAAGCUAAAACAUUUGAAAUAGUGCUGUCACUACCCGAUUCGUCCCUGCAUGCGGGAAAUGCGUCUACUUCUGCUAAAGCAGCUAGCUAGCUCUUGAGAUCCUAACAAUAAUAAUUACCUCAUAAAAUCGUGACAAUGAUGGAACAUUUUAUUUUAAUGUUGACAAAAAAAAGAAAAAAGUUACACUUCAGGACUCCUCUUUGCACAUGUGCAAAUGCUCUUCUUCUGCUGCUUCUUCGUUGACUCCCCAGUCUACGAGGACUCCACCACUUUAUGAACUCAGUUCACACAGACACGUUAACAGUUCAUUUAGCUGAAAGCGGCUGCAGUAGCCAGAGGGCAUCUCCUCAAAGUUAAACGCUCUCAGUUCUCCUCUUUUCCAGUUACCAGCAUAGUCUGUAAUAAAAUAAAACCUUGAAAUAGAGAGAAGAAUGGCUCCAAACUAUGUGGCUUUGAUGAUUUAUACAUAAUUGUGAUUCAUUGUCUGUAAUGACAACGAUAUUAGAGUAUACAGUGUUGCAUUGAGGCCACAUUCCUUUAUUUUAAGAUGCUGUAAUCUGAGUUAUGUGCUGUUUAAAUGCCUCGAACAAUUGUAAAGGAGGCAGAACUGUCAGGAAAUGCUACCACAAAUGCUAAACUGUGGAAAAGUUGGCAACUAGAGGAAGUAACGUCCAAUUUGUGCGUGUGGGGUACUGAUCGGGUUUCCAGUCCAGAUUCCCUUUGUUGUGGCUAAUGGCUGUUCUUGAAACAUGUAUUUUUUUAUAUUCAUUUUUUUGUCAUGCUGAAGUACAACAAAACUAACAUGUAUUAAAGAGACUGUAACAGGUUGCAUUGCAUCCUUUUAUAGAUAUUUUGAUAGGGUCAUCAUUUCUUCUUUUGACAAAACUAACAUUGUGACAAUCCUGUGGCCCAAUCAUGUUUGGAGGUGAAGACCCAACAAGUUCACCAUCAGGCUCUAAGCUCUCGGAAACAACGCAUCAGUGGGGACAAACAUAAAGGAACGCACACAUUCAAAAAGGAAAGAAGAACGAGACUCAAAACCAGAUUCACAGGAUUUCUCUGAAUUUUUCUAUUCAUUUUACAAAUAAUCAGAAAUUACAUUUAAUUUCACAAACACCCGAAGAUGUAGAAUAGUUUUGUUUAUUUUUGUAAUGUAAAAAAUAACUUAUUUUUUUAAUGAAGCAUAAUCUUAAACCACGUUGAUCCUUUCCAGCAGGACAUUUAUGGGAUGUAAAUAGUUCCAAAACUGAAACUAGUCGUUUGUGAAAUAAACUCAGAGGAAAACAUGCAGGUGAAACUCUGCUGAUAACAAACCACUUUAGCAUAUUUACAACACAUUUGAUCCACUUUAAAUCAUAAAUAAAUAUGUUCAGUUCAGAUCAAUAACAAGAAGGUGAAAAUCCACGAAUGCAUCACACAGAGAUCCUUCCACCAGAGAAUACAACACAGAGAAGACAGAAGCAGGCUGUCGAACAAUGUGAGAAAUGUUUGUUAGAGCAAAAGACUGUGGUGUAACCAUGUACUGCAUUCUGAAACUCUUCAAUGCAGCUCUGUAGAGAUUCAUGUCUUUUUAUUUUCAUAUUUCUAAUGGAUGGAGGAAAAAAAAAAGAAAUGCAUCAUGGGAAGAAAUUUCAGAAUCGAGCAACAAAUAUGUAAGAACAAAUAUAUUUAAGGAUUUUUUUUUCUCUGAACCUUGUGUCUAUAAGACAAAGAAAGUUUGAUACUAACUUGUUAGUAUUGUAUGACCAAAGCUAUUUGGGUAUGUGGAGGGUGUGGAAGUAUAUUUUCAUCUUGUUUGUGAUAUUUUUUAUAUAUUUUCUUUCCCCUAAAUGGAUUUGUUGCUUUUCAGAACCAUCCUGCUACACCUGCAGUCCAUGUGGAGACCUUUAAUCUCAAACCAAGCCUGCUACUGCCUGAUUGGUGGAGAAAAAUAAGACACAUACACUAUUUUUUGCACUAUAGGGCGCAGCACAUCAUAAGGCGCACAGCCAAUGAAUGGUUUAUGUACAGACGUGUCAUAUAUACGGCGCACCGGACUAUAAGGCGUGUUGAGCGAGACAAAAGAGUCAGAGAAAAGUCAGUCAGUCAGACUUUAUUAACUGCAUUUACAGUAACUCUAGAACUGGUUUGCAACACACUACACGUUCGCCACGUUAGAAGCAUUAACCAUGUUAGCGUUUUCACGAUACCUGUUACUCCCAACCUUGUUUGUAAAAAAAAAA
Messenger RNA from Oryzias latipes (Japanese medaka), 8916 nucleotides. RefSeq lists its product as uncharacterized. Lineage: Eukaryota; Metazoa; Chordata; Actinopteri; Beloniformes; Adrianichthyidae. The record is from RefSeq and is a predicted model, not a curated record.